Molecule: messenger RNA, 972 nt
Organism: Pyricularia grisea
Lineage: Eukaryota; Fungi; Ascomycota; Sordariomycetes; Magnaporthales; Pyriculariaceae
Exons: 3
Coding region: 1-972 (323 amino acids)
Cellular component (GO): membrane
Molecular function (GO): signaling receptor activity
Source: RefSeq, a predicted model, not a curated record
AUGCCCAAACCACCAUCCAACGGCGUGCGCCGGCGCCGGGAUCCUUCCGAGGACGCCACCACCACGAGCGCCACCGACAAGGUCGCCGACGCCGUCAAGGCCGUCGAGGACAAGGCAUCCCAGACGCUCCUGAUCCUAUGGGACGAGCUGGAGGACUGGCGGCGCGACAACGCCUUCAUACUGGGCGGGUACCGGCGCACCAGCAACAGCUACGCUGCGUCGCUGGCCAGCCUGCUGCACCUGCACAACGAGUCGGUCAACAUCUGGACGCACCUCGUCGGCGCCGUCGGGUUCACGGCCACGGGUGCGUACUUUUUGCAGGCCGUCGUCAGGCCCCGCGUCGCCGAGGCCUACGGAGGUGACGUGCUCGCUUUCGCCUGCUUCUUCGCCGGUGCGUUCCUCUGCCUGGGGAUGAGCGCCACCUUUCACACCCUGAGCAACCACUCACCCGCCGUCGCAAAGUGGGGGAACAAGCUCGACUACACGGGCAUCGUGUUCCUCAUUGUCGGCAGCUACGUCCCCGCGUUGUACUACGGCUUCCGUUGCCAUCCGGCGCUGUUGGAGCUGUAUCUGUCCAUGAUCUGUAUUCUUGGCCUAGGAUGCCUGGCGGUUUCCUGGGUAGACCAUUUCCGAUCCCCCGCCUGGCGGCCCUACCGAGCCCUUAUGUUCGUGGGCCUGGGCCUCUCUGGCGUUGUACCGGUGAUGCAUGCCAUCGGCGAGGAUGGAUUCGCUGCCUUGGACCAACGGAUGGGGUUGCGGUGGGUGCUGUUACAGGGCGGCAUGUACAUUUUCGGAGCCUUCAUCUAUGCGGCACGCUGGCCCGAACGGUCAUUUCCUGGUAAAUUUGACAUAUGGUGUAGCAGCCACCAGAUUUUUCACGUCUUUGUUCUCCUCGCCGCCGCAUCUCACUUGUACGGCAUGAUCAAAGCGUUUGACUUCCGGCAUAGUCCGAUGGGUUCCGCACAAUGCUGA